UAUUUCUCUCGCAGUCUAAGAAACAGAGGACAAGAGACACAGAGACAGUAGACUGAGGAAACACAUUCAGGUUGGUUUCAAAAUCUCCGGAAGACAAGAAGAGAAAAGACAGGAGAGUAUAGAAAGCAGGAAGAAAGAAAGAAGGCAAAUAAAGAAAGGGAGGCAGCAGAGAGAUGGACUAAUUAACUUAUGGCUCCUGAGGGCAAUGGAGAUUUUUUGCUGAAGAAGAAGAGAGAUUUCAAAAUCAGAAUAAAGGCGCCUCAACAUGUAGAUGUUCUGCAGGUUUCUGGUUAAAAUUUUCCCUCCGCCCCCCCCCCACAGAAUCCAAAUUGUUCACCCUACACUUCAGCGUAGACAGGCUUUAGAUGUUCUCGUAAAAAAAUCUGAGGGAUGCGUCUGAGGGAGAGAUGCAGAGCAGAGCUUUCUGACAUGGUGCCGACCCAGAUUGACAGAGACGAGGAGAGACUGGACUGUUCAGUGGCAGACACGUCUCCGGCCAGACACAGGUAUUCUCCACUCGAUAUUAAGAUCAGUCCGGAUAUUGAUCCAUGCUAUUUGAAACUAUCCUCAUUAUUGUUCUCUGGUCUUGCAAUUUGUGUGUCUUUGUGGAUGUGUGAUAUAUGAGAGGUGUCAUGUUAAAGUAAUGGUUUGAAUUGCAACAUAAUUCCAAUACAUGCUGCCUCGCUGAUGCAGACUUUGAAUUUUAUACCAAAAUUAAUGUUGGCAACAAGUAUUUUUGCUUUGUCAGGAAAACUGUCUCAUGUGCAGACCAAUAUCUUGUAUCUUCAGCCGACGAACAGAUUCAUGUGUACGUGAAUCAUUAGUAAUAAUAGAAAAAUGUAAUGACACGAUGAGUAAUAUACCAGGAGACCGUCUCUGUAAAUAACAACUUACAUGUGCAAACGAUGGCUGCUUUCAUACGUGUCAAAUAUGAGUUAAACAGAUGCGUCAUUAGCAGCGCAUCUUGAUUCGGAGCAACAGAUGAGCUGAAAGCCAUAUGACAAACUACUGACCUAUUACAAGCCAUAACCGUUUUACACAAUAAUCCUUUUUGAAACGCAGCACUGUGCUUACUAUCGACGAGAAUCCUGUGCUCCUGUUGUCAGCGCGUCAGCCGCACACUGUGUGGUUUGCGUUACUGUGAGGGGGAGAAGAAAAAAAAACGUGCAAAGAGAAAGUACAGGGAGGAGGAGGAGGAUACAGACAUUUUUCGCCUGUCAGAGACUGAAAAGAGGAGCACCAGGCCAACAAGAGACAUCUGUGGCUGUGAACAGACGUACAAGUGCUUCCUAACUCACAACGGCAGAGGGAGGGAGGGGGGGGGGGAUGUGGGGGUCAGCCUGCAGUUUAUGAGGAGACGAAGACACAUCAUGAGUGGAAGUGAAGCCACAGUCAGGCAGAUUAUUGAUUGUGACUAAAACUGAGUGCUAAACCUACCUGGAGGACUCAGACUCAGCCUGCGUCAGAGGGGCGACAGGACAGUAGCCCCCUCUAAAGUAAAGAGGGAGAGGGAGCGUUAGCCACAGAGCAGCUGAGAGAAGGGGCGGGGGGUUUCCCUGUCUCCUUCUCGACCCGUCCCGUCGCCAGGCUGGCGGACGCAGCCAUGGCGUUCACCUUUGCGGCCUUCUGCUACAUGCUCACCUUGGUGCUGUGCGCCUCGCUCAUCUUCUUUGUCAUAUGGCAGAUCAUCGCAUUUGAUGAGCUGCGCACAGACUUCAAGAACCCCAUUGAUCAGAGCAAUCCCACCAGAGCGAGGGAAAGGAUCCUGAACAUUGAGAGAAUCUGCAACCUGCUUCGCAGGUUGGUGGUGCCGGAGUACUCCAUCCACGGGCUCUUCUGCCUGAUGUUCAUGUGUGCCGGAGAGUGGGUCACACUUGGUCUGAAUAUCCCGCUGCUCUUCUACCAUCUGUGGAGGUUUUUUCACAGGCCGGCCGACGGCUCAGAGGUCAUGUACGAUCCCGUCAGCGUGAUGAACGCCGACAUUCUCAACUAUUGCCAAAAGGAGUCGUGGUGCAAGCUGGGCUUUUAUCUGCUCUCUUUCUUCUAUUAUCUCUACAGUAUGGUCUAUGCCUUGGUGAGCUUCUAACAUACAGGAGAUCGGGAGAAGAAGGAAAAAAAAAAAAGGAAAAGGAAAUAUCUGUAAGAAAGACCCAGAGCAAUGACUGGAGACAUCAACUCUUCCUCUCUCCAUAUUCCAAUCACUGGCUCUUGGUUUUCAAAAGUCAAAACAAGGACAAACCAAGACCAACCCGAGCGAUAAUGGGAAUGUAAAGGUGAUGCCUCCCCUCGAUUUUAUCGUACUAAUUCCAGACACUGCAGUCGGGUCGGCCGGACAAAGUUUUGGAGGAUGGAAAUGGACGCAGCGGGAGUUUGUGUUGCCUUUGACCCAUUAUAAGAUUCAUCAAUACGAAGGGCUGGAGUUUUUCCCAUGCUGCUCUUACUGAUUCCGUCGCUGAAGUCACUGUGAAUCUCCAAACACUUUGGGGCUGGAAAACAAAAAAUAAUAUGUCUGUAUUCUUUGAGAUUGAAAAUGCACUCAGAGCAGGAUUGUGCUGGUUUCUAUUCAUGUAUAAAACAACUGCUUUGAUUGUGAUAGAGGUAAAUCACACUGUAAGAAACGGCUUAAAUGGUGCACGAGAAACCCUGUAAGACAUGCAGGAGGCCUCACUGGGAAACGACAGAUCGGUGUGUGUGUGUCUGUACACUGUCUCGACACUAGCCUUGGCCAAAAGUUGAAUUUCAGACCGCGACUAACAACAACAAGGAACUAAUCACAAGUUUGACUUUAAGAGUCAACGCAAGUAAUGUUUAUUCAAAAUAUGUAAGUUCAUAGCUGUAAGGGCAUAUUUUAUGCGGCAUUCCAGGUCCAUGCUUUCUGAAGAGCUUCAUGCUCAGACAUACAAUGCCAAACAUUUAUGUCUGAAAAACAUUGUGCCAAAUUUUAAAAAAAAAGGAAAGUGAUGAGGCUAGGAAGUGGUUGCAGUAUCUUCUUCUACACUCCGAGACACCGUCGGGCCUUUGUCUCUAUUUUCACUCUUUAAUACAAAUUGGAUUUUGGCACAAUGUUUUGUUUUUUUUAAACUUGAAGUAGGAACUUUGUUCUGUUGCGCCUUAUUUUUCUAUUUCCAUUGACGUUUACUCUUAACCAUCUGCAUCUAUACUAUAGACAUUUAUAUCACAGCAACUAUUCUCUGAAAUGAGGUAGAAUAUAGAACUCUCAUGUAUAAAAAGCAAUUAAAAACAGCAAACUAGCAAUGUCAUAUGAUUCAUGAGACAUAUCGACGUUAAUGUUAAGUGUAUGUAUUAAUAGUGAGUGGGACGCAAAGUGACAGAUGAGACUACAUCUCAGUAAUUUAAGAAGUGUAACGACAGUGAAGUCAUCUCAAUACAUCUACAAUCUUAUAUCAUGGUUUAGGACUUGUAUUACUCUGAAUUUGCAUAAUUUUUGUUGACACAUAUUGAUACUGGUAUCGAUGGAAUACCAAUACCAGUAAAAAAGGAUAAAGUUGAAAUAGUCAACAAAUCUCAUGAAAAGACUAAAUCCAACAUGUUGGUGCAUCAAUACUGUCCGACUUUUGACUUUCUAGUCUGAGACACUCGUGUAAAUCUUUGAAAACAGUUCACAAACAUAUUGUGUAUUUAGUGUGUAUUGAGAAAAAUAGUCAAAUAAGUUCCAGAAAUCGCUGGGUGGUUUUUCAGCAAACGGUACUCCAAUAAGAGUAAAACUAUUUUUAGCCCCGGAAUAAAUACACAUUUGCCAGAUUAGUUUUUCUUGCAGCAGGACCGUGCUUGUGGAUUCGAUUUCUUGGGGGCACCAGUGGAGCUCAAUUGGUUUUGGUCUUCUCAUCGAAUGUGUGGACAAUAGGAAAAAAUGAAAUAUCAUCAGACUCAUCCUUUAAAUAAGAGUUUGAAUCCACAAAUAAUAAAAAAAAAUAAGAAUAAAUCUAAAAAGAGCAAAAGAGUGAUGCGUACAUGACUUCAUCAGCUUUUGUCAUCUUCAUUUUAAUUCAUGAGGUGCCUUUCAUUUGCUUUUACUUAUUUUUACUAAAUUAAAAUGUCACAUUUAAGUUUCACCGCCGAACAUUUAAACACGUUUAAGAAUUUUUCAGGGGGACCAGGAUGAGUUGUGUGAUUCGCUUGGUUCAAGCGACUUGGAUAGUGUGUCAGUGUUCAUGAAGAAUAGUAGACAGGACUCGUUGUGCCAAAUGAUGUUCCCAUGAAAGUACCCACAGGACACUGAGACCUCAAAACUCUGCCAACAAUGUGAGUGUGUUAAAGUCUGGACAAUCACUAUUAAAGCACAGGAACACAAUAGAAAGAGUCGAAAACACAGCUCGGUUGAAUGUCACUAUGUAGUUGCUCCGAACAAAGCGUUUUAGAAAAAUUGUAUUGAAGUAUAUCUCUUUGUAUCUGUCUUUUAUACAUUUAUCAUCAAUGUGCGCUACAGUAAAUUUGGUGGAUUACUUUAUAUUUAUUAGGUAACUCUAUGAUGUACAGCGAUUCACAUGCCAUAUUCUAAUAAAACAGUAAUGCCAAAACAA
Molecule: messenger RNA, 4541 nt
Organism: Scophthalmus maximus (turbot)
Lineage: Eukaryota; Metazoa; Chordata; Actinopteri; Pleuronectiformes; Scophthalmidae
Gene: cnih2
Product: cornichon family AMPA receptor auxiliary protein 2
Exons: 6
Coding region: 1604-2086 (160 amino acids)
Biological process (GO): vesicle-mediated transport; regulation of AMPA receptor activity
Cellular component (GO): dendrite; synapse
Source: RefSeq, a predicted model, not a curated record